Messenger RNA from Anthostomella pinea, 210 nucleotides. The record is from the annotation of a GenBank genome assembly. NCBI's taxonomy places the organism in Eukaryota, Fungi, Ascomycota, Sordariomycetes, Xylariales, Xylariaceae.
AUGAUAUGUUUCACGCGGUCAGACAUCGCGCAUGGUCGCCAAGUAGCCGGCAACGUCCCAGGUUCAGUUGUUGUUGAGACUUUCGAAGGCGCCAUGUACACUGUACUGCUCGCGACAAUGACGGUCAUGACGUCCGCCAUUUGGGAGAAGGCGGGAAGGUCGCAGCUCGGGGUCAACCAGUUCCACCCGCAUUACGGCUCCAUGACCUAA